UUUGAUUAGUUGAAUUUUGUGUGUUAACGGUAGAGGUUGAAUUCGUGGUGCGCAGUUAACUUAAAUAUUUUGUGAAUUAUAUUUCCUGCGUUCAUUUCUUUAAAUUUAAAAUUUUAGUGUUAAACUUAUUUAUAUUAAUUUAAAUAAAUACAAAGAAAUGUUCAAAUCAUCCGUUCUUAUUGCUGCGUGCCUUUUGGUGUUGGGCGUUCAUUGCGACGACCUCAAAGUUGACGUUGUUAGUGUACCUGAAGUAUGUGACCAAAAAUCUAAGACAGGUGACACACUCACCAUGCAUUACACCGGUACAUUGACGGAUGGAAAAAAAUUUGAUUCAAGUUUUGACCGUGAUCAACCGUUUACGUUCCAAAUAGGCGCUGGGCAAGUGAUAAAAGGCUGGGAUCAAGGACUACUUGAUAUGUGUGUUGGUGAAAAACGUAAAUUAGUUAUUCCACCAGAGUUGGGUUAUGGUGAUCGUGGUGCUGGAAAUGUUAUUCCAGCAAAAGCUACACUCUUGUUCGAUGUGGAACUCAUCAACAUUAGUCAAUCACCACCAGCCACAAAUGUAUUCAAGGAAAUCGAUGAAAACAACGACAAGCAAUUGAGCCGUGAAGAGGUCAGCGAAUAUUUGAAGAAACAAAUGACAGCCGUCGAAGGACAAGAUUCAGAUGAACUAAAGAAUAUGUUGCGUGAAAACGACAAACUAGUAGAAGAAAUCUUCCAACAUGAAGACAAAGACAAGAACGGUUUCAUUUCACAUGAUGAGUUCUCUGGUCCCAAGCACGACGAACUCUAAUCAUUUCACACAUUCAAAACAUUCGCACAAUUUAUUAUGAGAGGACUGACGUCGCGUACUGAUUUUAGACGUGACGCUUGAAAUUAACAAAAUGUCAAAUGAACAAAAAACCUCUUAAAAUCUAAUUUUAUACAAUAUAUGUAAUAUAUAUAAUUUGAAAUUUUGUUAAUAUAAUUCGCUAAGUUCUUCCUCAACUAGAUUUACUCACAAACUAUUUUAAUAAAUUGAGGUUCUACAGUUGUGCUUAAAAAAAUUUAGUUAGUGUUAUUUACCUUCUAUAG
Molecule: messenger RNA, 1074 nt
Organism: Teleopsis dalmanni
Lineage: Eukaryota; Metazoa; Arthropoda; Insecta; Diptera; Diopsidae
Product: FK506-binding protein 2-like
Exons: 5
Coding region: 158-793 (211 amino acids)
Molecular function (GO): peptidyl-prolyl cis-trans isomerase activity; calcium ion binding
Source: RefSeq, a predicted model, not a curated record